AUGGGAAAGAGAAAAACAAAACAGGAGGUAGACGAAGGUAAAGAUGAGGGUCCAUCAUAUUCCUCCAAUAAUGAAUUAAUAGAAAAGAAAGAAUAUGAAAAUAUCGGUGCUCAGGUUGAAAAAACCGGUGAGAAUACUGAGAAUACUGAAAAUACUGAAAAUGAUGAAAUCAAAAAGGACACUACUAAACAAACCACAGAAGGGGAUGGAGAAAAGGCGAGUUCCACAAUUGAAGAGUCUCAACCUUCCAAAAAAAGAAAACGCGUUACUUCUAAAGAAAAAAAAGAGACUAGCGAUUUAAAAACAAAACAUCAGUCGAAUAAUUCUUCAGAUCAAAAAAACAAGAUCAAAGAUAAUAAAAAAGACACUGCAAAUAGAGCAACAAAUAAAACCGCAAAGAAAGUAACAAAGAAAGAAUCAGAACCUAAAAAAAAGGCUCAAAAAACCAGUUCUAAAGCUACUACUAAAUCCUCAUCCGAGGACGAACUGAUUGAUACGUCUACAACUGCCGGCAACCUCCAAACUAUGGUGUCAACAGCUAAAGGUCGUUGGACAGUUGAAGAUGAUAAAUUAUUAUCUGAUCUUGUGUUAGAACAUCUUCCUGAAGUUCGUUGGUCAAAUAUUGCCCGAGAAAAUUUUCCUGAAAGAAAUAGAAGUUCUUUAUAUAAUAGAUGGAAUGUUAUCAAGAAAAGAUUAUGGAAUGGUGUUGAAUUCAAGGGAGAAGGUAAGGAUGAGUGA
Messenger RNA from Cetraspora pellucida, 738 nucleotides. NCBI's taxonomy places the organism in Eukaryota, Fungi, Glomeromycota, Glomeromycetes, Diversisporales, Gigasporaceae. The record is from the annotation of a GenBank genome assembly.